Messenger RNA from Pocillopora meandrina, 3261 nucleotides. Lineage: Eukaryota; Metazoa; Cnidaria; Anthozoa; Scleractinia; Pocilloporidae. The record is from the annotation of a GenBank genome assembly.
ACUCCGACGAGGUACCACGAGGCACAUGAGCCCACGAGCAAAACAAUCGAAAAGAGCAUGCGUUUCAUUGAUCCUUUGCCAAUGGCGGCUGUCUUCAAUAUGUCUUCAAGUCGAGAAGUUCUACAACUUUACCGUCAGAUGUUAAGAAUGGGGAGUGCAUUUACCAGUUAUAACUUCAGGUGUGUAGUGCUCCUCAUGCUUUCUUAUCAAAAAGAAGAUUUUGCCCGAUAUUUUGCAAAUGCUGUUUUUUAUCUCUAAAUUUAACCAUCCCUCCCUGAAACGUUGUUGCCAAAUUUCUACCUUUCAUUACGUAACCUCGAUCUUAGGAAGAGAGUCUGUCCAGUAUGUAUCUUAAGCGCAGUUCUAUAAAGAUGGACGCUGGUGUAGAUUUUCUCGUUGUAUCUUACCCUUUAGUCACAACGCUUACGAAAUAACUUAACAUCGCUCAAGGCAUGCACGUGGUUCAUAUUCCAAGGGAAUAACUUAAUGAGUCCCAGACCUCCUUGUUGACAUUGGUUAGCUGUUGACUGACAUUUGGUUGUCAUAUGACCGCUUUGUUUGGUCCAUUUCAUCAUUCCAGUUGUUUCUUUGGUAAAAUUUCCGCACAGCCCCCUACUACGUUAUGCAUUCAGUUCUUGGAUAGACAAAACAAUGACAAAAACUAUACAUUGCCUUUGGGAAAACAGAUUUGUUUUACAAUAGUAUGGGGCUGUGCGGAAAUGUUACCAUUUCUUUCCCCUCCCUCCAAUUUGUCAAGCCCUCAGGGGCUCCUCAUUUGCUUGUUGAGGGGGUGAAAGGGGUUUUUGCAUGAUGCAGAAUUAGUUCUUUUUUAUUUGUUCACAACCUAUGAAAAUAAUGUUUCCAAAGGGUCUUGAUAUUAGCAGGCAAGUCAAGAUUUUAAAGAAAGUAACAAAACUUUGAAGUCUGUAAAACAUGUUGCGACAGAAACUUCUGUCAUCAUCAGUUAAUUAUAUAAUAAGUAGAACAAUGCUAAUUAUGAUAAAUAGUGACAACAAAAAAGGGGUAAAGCAUGAAAGUGUGAGAAUUAAAAAGAUAGUUUUAGAUUUACAUGGUGUAAUUGUUGAUUCAAGGAUGGUUAUGGUUGUUCUCUUUGAAUAUGAAUAGCCUCUUUUAUCUUGAGUUGAAAACCGGUAGAGGCAUGAUCUAAAACAUGGAAGUUAUCUGCUGAACAUAAAGUGCAGAUUCUUUCAGAUGCUUGAAAAUGUGACAGGCCAUGUCACUGUCUAAGUGUUCUCUAACACUUGUGGAAAAAUGCCAGCAGGUUUCACCGACAUAACAGGCAUUAUGGCCAGCACAUACAAACUUAUAAACCACUUGUGAACAGAGCCCAUUAGGGACAGGGUCUUUCGCACCAAACAAGUGGCCGAUUUUGAACGAAGCAAAAAUCAGUUUAAUAUCCAAGUCAUUGCAAUAGCACUUAGUAAAAUGGUGAAUCUUUUUUCAAGUGAUAGCAGAAAAAUGGCCUAUCUAGGGUAGCUCAAAGUAAAACAUAAGUGAAGUGGUGGGAAGGGAACCCCAGGGGAUGAUGAUCGCUUUGGGUCCCAGUGAUGUAACGGUUUAUAAUCUUCUCGAUUGAAUGAGCAGGGAAAAGAUUCUUUUUUAGAAUAUCAGUAAGUUUGUUAAUGUCCUCAUGAAACCCCAACCAGGUGUUAUUAAUCUUGUAGGCCCUAUCGAUGAGAGUCUUAAUGAGACCCACUUUGUAAGAGUAUGAGGUGAAGCUGAAAUUAGUUAAUUAGUUAGUGACCCAGUGAAAAUUUUACUUGCAGUAAACACUAGUUAGAGAGGAAUUGGGGUCAUGGUUGUUAGUCAGGACAUCUAAAAAGGGUAAUUUGUGAUUAACCUGCUUUCCUAUAGUGAACCUGAUGUUAGGGUGCCUAGAGUUGAUAUAGUGGAAAAAUAUAGUGGCAUCGCAAUCUGAGUUAAAUAAGCAAAAAGUAUCAUCAACAUACCAACGAUAAAAUAAAAUUGUAGAGCCAUAAAAAUUUUGCAACCAAAGUUUUUCAUGAUGUCCCAUGAAAAGGUUAGCUAAGACAGGAGCAGGGGAGACCCCAUGGCUACACCAUCUAUUUGAUCAUAAAAAGAACCAUUAAAUAUGAAAUGAGUCUGGGCAGUAGCUGUAGUGAAGAGGCUUCUAAGGUCAGGUUUGCUUAGCUUAAUGUUGGGAUUGCCCUUGGAAAUGUAAUUGACCGCUAAGUCAAUACACUCCUCAAGGGGUAUGUUAGUAUAGAGACUUUCAACAUCAAAAGAAACCAUAAACUUACAAGACAUAGAUAAAGAUUGGAAACUGAUUUACUUUCUCAUUUUUGCUGUGUUCUGCAAUAGGAGUGUAGCAGGGGAUAAUUUACAAAGUUUUCAAUAUUAAAAAAAUAUAAAAAAAUAAAUAAAAAAUUGGAGCCCACAAGCAAAGGAAACACUUGAAAUCUUGUUGGGGUUGACUGUACUCUGCAGAGAAUACCAAAUCCUUGUGGUUAACUUAGGUGUUACACAAAUAGGUCUACAAAGCAUGUGGACUAGAACAUUUUUCAAUAGCAAGCUUGAUCCUUAAUAGCAACUUUGUUGGCAAUCAAAACAAAGAGCAUAGCUCAAGGAUCCAAAAAAAAAAAACACAUAAGACCCACUUUAAACACUAAACUUUUGAUGACAUAACCCAAUACCUUGAAUUAAACACAUGAAAAGUUCAGCAUCCAUGUCAACUUAUUUUAAAAGCAAAUACUUCAAUUUUGGAUGGCCCAGCUGCUCUCUUUUCCAGGCUUGGCAGAAAAUUUGUGCAUGAAACAGCUUUGGAAUGGAUUCUUCACAAACUCACAUACUUUCAUAAGCAAAACUGAAUGCUUAAUUUACUUUGAAGCAGUUUUCUUGUAAAAGCUACUUGGAACAGCUGUAAAAAAUGAUUGAAUCCUGGAUCUCCAUCAACUGGCCUUUUUUUGUUAUUUGAGGAGGUCAGAUAAAUGGCAUACAAAAAAGGCUUAGCGUACCAAAUUCAAUCUUUUUUUUGUGGAGGUAAAUCUGAGGAAUUUCUCUUUUAAUGGAUGUUGUUUAAAUCUUUAUGUUAGGAUGUAUGCCACCAGAAGAAUAAAAGAUGCCUUCAGAGAAAACAAAGAUAUCUCAGAUCCAGAAAAAAUCAGGACACUAAUUAAGAGAGCAGAGGAUAGUUUACAAGUAAUGAAAAGACAGGUACCUGUUCAUCUUUUUCUUAUUCUUUACUUGCCAUUUUUCUUUUAUCAAAGUUAUCAGGAUUAG